GUGAAUGUGGUAUACUAGAUACGGAGGAAUUAGUGGAUAGACCAUCAAUUCUAUAAAUACAAAACUUUGCCUUAUAAAAGCAUUAAUACCCACCACAGUGAGAAUGUACAGUAGUCUGAGGCAGACGCGUUUCGUUACAGUUUACUACUCUGCGCUUGCCGUAGUCGCGUGUGCUGCUAGUUAUUUGUUUCUGUUGGAGGGAGUUUUGGAUCAUGUUUCUAAUCUUUGAGGACUAAAUCAUGGCUCAAAGUUUUCAAAACGUCACUCUUUCUUUGACUUUACCGAUAUCCUGCCAGAUUUGCCUCGGAAAGGUGCGUCAGCCGGUCAUUUGUUGCAACAACCAUGUGUUCUGCUCCAACUGUAUCAAAGUUUGGCUGGAGAAGAGCAGUCAGUGUCCCACCUGUCGAGUGGCCAUCACCCCAGAAAACCCCUGCAGAGAAAUCAUUGGAGCCACAACUGACAAUGAAUCCAAUGAGAGCUCUUCUGUGAAGAGACGCCUCCGAAAGACUCGAGGGGAGCUGCUUUUGCGAGAAUAUGAGGAUGAAAUCGAAACCCUCUUGAAAGAGAAUGAGGACUUGAAAAGCAAAAACCUGAGCCUUGAGAUGCAACUUAAGACAGCUCUGGAACCGAGGACGGUCUUGGUUCCUCAGAACGAAAGCUGUACUGUUGACCCGAGCGCUCUGGAGGAGUCGGCCAAUAAGCUGAGAGCCGCCAAUGACCUCUACAGGAAUGUCAAACAGGACCUCGAAAAGCUGAAGGAAGCUAACAAAACUCUGCGGUCCCAAAAUUUUGACCUAAUCCAGGAAAAUAUGCACUUGAAAGCCGAAGUGGACAGCAGAUCUCCUCAAAAGUUUGGCCGGUAUACAGUUGCAGCUCUCGAGGCUAAAAUUCAUCAGUAUGAGCGGGACGUGGCCCAUCUGAAAAGAGCUCUGGAGCGCAGCGAUAAAUACAUCGAAGAGCUGGAAGCCCAGAACCAGAGGGAUGACCCUCAGCCUGAAGAAGGUGUUUGUUCAAACGCUGCCUCUGGAGGGAUUGAAAGGAUUGCCCUGAUGCGAAGGAGCCUGAGUGAAAUGGAGGAAACUUCUGUUUGUACAGACCUGGACCGAAAUUGUUCAGAGCUUCCCGACAACCACGGGCACCUCCUGACUACAUCUGAUGUGUGCUUUCUAGCAGGGACCUUGAGUCCACAGAAGGAUGGACUCAAAGACGUUACCGUUCCCUCUACACCCUCCUCGGCUCUCAGAUCUCUGAGCUUGAAGAGUCCUGUGGUGUGCGGUGACCGAAAGUUAGGUCUCAGACCUCUCACUUACCUGAGAAGACUGAGUUUUGAUGAUUGCCAGGGCCCAGCCAGCUCAUCCUCAAUCAACCAAAGCCCAGGAUCCUUCAGUCAGAAGGCUGCUGUGAAUUCAGACAGAGAGGGCUUGUGUGGAGGCUGGAUGGACUGCGGACCUGAGGAGAAGUUGGAGGACCCCACGGGAAACAGCGAGGCUUGUAUGGAUGCGGCGUACCUGGACAAGAUCUCUGAGCUGGACUCUAUGAUGGCUGAGGGUGAGAGCUCCAACAGUCAGGCCUCUCACCUUCCCCUGACAUCCUCAUCCUCACGCUCUCCAGACUUUGAUGCCACCCAAAUACCAGAGCUGGAUUUCUGUAGCAACCUCUUGGCUGAUCCCGGAACAGCAGGAGAGCACCAAACCACAUCUUUGACCCAGGAGACCACCCAUUGUGAUGUUGAGGUCAGCGGCAGAGCUGGAGACCCGGUGGAAAAUCCCGGCCAGCCCAACAAACGCAAGUGUCCCGCAGGAUCGUCCAUGUCCAGCCCCUCCAAACUCUCCAAACUGAAGUAGAAGCAGAAACAUUUCAAGCAUGAUUUCAAUGACUUGAUUGAACUGCCUUUCUGUUCCAUCAGGGCUUUUUAUUACACAUUUGCCUCACUGUUCAUUAUGAUGACAGCAGUGUGCGCUGGAUCAUGUUACUGAAUGAUAUAAAAACCAUUUCAGUGUCCCGAGGUUACACUUUUCUCUUGAAAUUAAAUAUUUCAAUUUCACUUUUUGUGGUUGUAAAGACUUACCUGG
Molecule: messenger RNA, 2072 nt
Organism: Pimephales promelas (fathead minnow)
Lineage: Eukaryota; Metazoa; Chordata; Actinopteri; Cypriniformes; Leuciscidae
Gene: obi1
Product: ORC ubiquitin ligase 1
Biological process (GO): regulation of DNA replication; protein monoubiquitination
Molecular function (GO): ubiquitin-protein transferase activity
Source: RefSeq, a predicted model, not a curated record